Mizuhopecten yessoensis (Yesso scallop) is the source of this 1939-nucleotide messenger RNA. RefSeq names its product BTB/POZ domain-containing protein KCTD21-like. The record is from RefSeq and is a predicted model, not a curated record. Gene Ontology annotation, molecular function: protein binding. Gene Ontology annotation, biological process: protein homooligomerization. The transcript is spliced from 2 exons. Bases 58 to 492 code for a protein of 144 amino acids. NCBI's taxonomy places the organism in Eukaryota, Metazoa, Mollusca, Bivalvia, Pectinida, Pectinidae.
ACUUAAUUCGUUUCGGAUAGAUCAACAGUUAUAAUCAAUAACUGACAUCGUAUCUUCAUGGCGGAACGGGACAGAAUUAUAAAGCUGAAUGUCGGGGGAGCCCUUUAUACGACGUCAAAGUCCGUCCUGACCAGUGUCCGAGGCGGAUUUCUGGACAGAGUGGCCGUGGGAGAAAUCAACUCCAUGAGGGACCACCGGGGCACCAUAUUCAUUGAUCGAGACGGACACGUAUUCAGAUAUGUUCUGAACUAUCUCCGGACGUCGAAGUUGACAGUGCCGCAGGGUUACAAGGAGCUGUAUCUUCUCAGAGAGGAAGCAGACUUCUAUGGACUCCCGGGGCUCGUUGCUGAGAUAGACAACAUCCUGAGAUCACGGAAGCGACGAAACAGGCCACGCUUGUCCAAACAAAAGAGUAAAAGCAUGGAUUUGAUUUGUGACGAGAACGGAACUGUCAUCUUUGAAGAUGAUUCUUCCGAUUUUUUCUAUGACUGAUAUAUACUUUUUUCCUGUUGUUAAUCAAUAGCUUAUUAUCAACGACUUACGUUGAAAGCAAUGCAGGUGUAUUUUAACAUACAUUCAAUCUGCUCGAGGGCCUCCCUUAUUUCGAAAUCUUCUGAAAGGAUCAAGUUUUCUCAUUCCUACAAUGAUGAUAACAUAAUCAGAACUCUGUUAAGAGGACAUUUCUGUUCAGAUGCCGUUUGUUCCCUUUGCGUGAAACAUUUCUUAAUACUUGGGGGUCGAACUCAUUUGUAAAGGGUAUUUUGGUAUUUAAUAUUUUAAACAAGAACUAUCAUCACCAAAUAACAAGCGUUGUAAGUAUUGCCUUAUUUUUCGAAAAAAACACAUGUGACUUCAUCGUUAACAAAAAGCACAGGGUAGUAUAUUCAGCACUAUCUGAAUGCACUUGAUUAGAAGGAGGAAAUUUAAGGGAGGCGAUAAUUCAUGACUUACGAUUUGUUGAUGUCUACUGCACAAUAUAUUCUUAUUUGAUCAGUUUAACGUAAUUAUCUUUGUGAUGGAGGUGUCAGGUACGAUAUAACAGGUCUACAUACAGCAUUGCAUGUUCAAAAAAUGUAAGCGAAGAAUUUACUGCAAACGCUUGGCAUUGAUCCUUGUCCGAUGCAUACGUGUGUGUAUAGAUUCAAUGGUUUAAGGUCUAUACUUGUUAAUUUCGAACAAAGAAAUUGCUUUCGGUGGUGAUCAGGCAGCUAACAAACUUGUCAGAGGCAAAAUGUACAGCUUGUUCUUUCUUAUUACUACUAUUAAUAGUAUUGUUUUGUUUCGCUGAUCUUGAAAUUGCGAAGGAACAUUUAAACAAUUAUACAACUUAAUCCAUGUCAUAUUUAAUCAAUCUUGUCGAAUCGUUCCAGCAAUACUGCAGCAGUAUACUGAACAUAAUGUGUAAACACGAGCUGCCUCUAAAUACCGUAUGGAUCUUAAGUGUCAAUUGUCUUACAUUUUGUUUCCAGUGAGGUGUCACGUUCUAUCGGUUUGUUAUAGCUGGUUUUAUGAAAACUUUGACAGGUAUCCAAAUUGCAUUUAACAACGGCGAUUUUCAUUUCAUAUGUUUAUAAAAUGAAGAAAAAUGAAGGUUAAUAUUUGUUACAUAGAUGUGUCUGUAUCAACUACAUCAUUCACAUACUUAACUUUUGAAGCAAAUCACACUUGAUGCAGAAACAUGUUUGACCUAAGAGGUACUUUCAAAAAGUAAUUAGUAAAGAAGUCAAUGGCGUCCUCUACGUAUUCAAUAGUAACAAACAUAAUUUUCUCAUAUUUUUACCCGGAUUUUGCCGCACUCUUCGAAUAAUAUCGGUGAUUUUCCGACUUCGAUAAAAAUGUUUGGUACUUAACCGGGCACUAUUAAAUCUUAUCCAUAUAUUAGAUUUGGGACUACAAAAUAUAGUUUAAUCUUGUUACAAGUUGCUUAAGUUUCAUGAAA